CAGCCAAGUCAUCGUCUUUUAGUGGCGCUCCAAAAUAUGCCUGGAUUCAUGUGGGUAGAGCAGGUUUGGAAACGGACGAGAAAAGUGUCGAACAGCAUCUCAAGUUGAAAUUUCCUAAUAGAAAAUUCAUUGUGGAAGCACUACCACAAAGGGAAGGUGCAACUAGCCGCUCAUUUAAGGUAGGUGGUGAUUUGGACAUGGUCGAAGAACUUUAUAAGAGUGAAAAUUGGCCAGAGAAUAUAUCCAUAAAAAGAUAUAAAUUUCUUCGAAUCAGAGAUAAUAUCAGGGAUAAAUAGGCGUACAAUGAACCAACCACAAAAAAAAGAACCAUUUUCAAUAGCGAACGUUAACCUGCAAUCCUUAAAAAAUAAAAUUGAUUUUUUCUCGAGUAUUCUAAAUGAUAAUAAUUAUGAUUUGUGCUGUGUUUCUGAGCAUUGGGCAUCAGAGGAUAUUCUGAGCCGGGUAAAUAUUGCUAAUUACGUAGUUGCAGACUCUUAUUCCUGCUCUGACGAGGAUUAUGGUGGGGCAGCAGUUUUCAUUAAGAACACAAUACAUUACAAUAAAUUACCUGAAAUAAAACAAAUGAGUAUUGAUCAUCAUUUUGAGGUAGCCGCUGUAAAAAUUCCAGACAAACAUUUAGUGAUUGCUAGUAUAUAUAGACCACCUAAAGGCCAAUUUGAUCUUUUCAUAUCGGGAUUGUCUGCAUGUUUGGAUGAGAUGACGAGGGGGACGUUAGAGAAGAUUUGUGUUGCAGGCGAUUUCAAUGUUAAUUUCCUGGAAAGUAAUAAGUAUUCAAAUGAAGUCUUGAAUUUGUUCGAGUCGUACGGAUUAUUCCCGGCUUUCAAUGAGCCUAGCAGAGUUAGUCGAAAAUCAAAAACUUGUGUUGACAAUAUAUUUAUUACGAACAUAUGCAAGGAAACUUACAAAAGUAAAACAUACGACCCACACUUGUCGGAUCAUUCAGUACAAGAAAUUAAAUUGCUUAAUGAGACAUCUGUAACAAAAAGGAAAUAUAUAACUAGGCAUAUGAUAACGAGGAGAAAUAUAAUUAAAUUUGAGGAGAAACUAAGUGAUAUUGACUGGGAUUCACUCAAAUCCGAAAGAGCUGAAGAGACUUUUGAUAGAUUUCAUGCAGUAUUUAAAGGCUGCUUCGAUAGCUGUUUUCCUUUGAAGACAGUAAAUGUAAACAGGAAUAAAAAAUAUGUUCACAGAAAUGCUUCAAAUGUGGCUUUGAAGAAGGCAGUUGAUGCGGCUCUGACAAUCCACAGUAUUCGUCAGAGUGAUGACUCCAAGAAACUCGUAGAAUUGUUGAAACGAUCUCUGAGAGAAAGUCACACUGCAGAAAAGAAGAAAGUGAACAGUGAGUAUAUAAGUUCAUCAGAGGAUAAAACAAAGGCCAUAUGGAGAGUAAUAGGGGAAGAAACUGCUGAGUCGAGAGAGAAGAGGAAAGAAGAAGAUGACACCAGCUUUGUAAAUGACUCGUCCAGGAGAGCAGAACUAGAAAUUAGAGGUGCCAAGACCUUGGCUUGUGCUGAAAAAUGGUUUAGCGUGAAUGGAUUAAAACUCAAUGUGGAUAAGUCCCACCGUAUGAUAGUAGCCGACAAUGAGGCUCCGCAGUGUAUCAGAUUGUUAGGUGUGACUGUGGACAAUCGACUUACCUGGAACACUCACACAACAUCACUAUUGAAGAGGCUUUCGACUGCAAUUUUCACCAUACGUAGGAUGAGGGAGGUUGCAGGCACGGACAUAUCUAGGUUGACCUAUUUCGCCAACUUCCACCAGACUGCUACAUACGGCAUAAUAUUAUGGGGUCAUAGUUCCGGACUGAUUGAUGUACUCCUGAAACAAAAGGAAGCUGUCAGAGCCAUUCUUGGAGUCCCAAGAAUCAUUUCAUGCAGAGAGUUGUUUCGAUCAUUGGGUAUACUCACCGUAACAUCUGUGUAUAUACUUAACUGUAUAAUGUAUGUCCAUGAUAAUAGAGCUAAAUUCAGGAAAAAUGAUGACAAUCAUCACUAUGGUACACGGAACAGAAAUGAACUUAGCAUUGAGUAUCAUCGCCUCAAAAAAACACAGACUGGCACUAAUCAUUUUGGGGUUAAAUUUUAUAAUAGACUUCCAUCAAAAAUGCGGAUGCUUCCACGAAAUAGGUUGCUGAAGAAGAUUAAGGAAACGUUAAUUAAAAACACUGUUUAUAAGUUCGAAGAAUUCUGGAACAUUAAGUUCGAUGAAUAACCGUGCUUACAUUUUUACAUUUAUAUGUUUGGACCUU
Messenger RNA from Coccinella septempunctata (seven-spotted ladybird), 2269 nucleotides. RefSeq lists its product as uncharacterized. Lineage: Eukaryota; Metazoa; Arthropoda; Insecta; Coleoptera; Coccinellidae. The transcript has 2 exons. The coding region runs from base 304 to 2232 and encodes 642 amino acids. The record is from RefSeq and is a predicted model, not a curated record. Gene Ontology annotation, molecular function: catalytic activity.